Messenger RNA from Pelmatolapia mariae (spotted tilapia), 569 nucleotides. RefSeq names its product mitochondrial ribosomal protein L33 (gene mrpl33). Lineage: Eukaryota; Metazoa; Chordata; Actinopteri; Cichliformes; Cichlidae. Gene Ontology annotation, cellular component: ribosome; mitochondrion. The record is from RefSeq and is a predicted model, not a curated record. Gene Ontology annotation, molecular function: structural constituent of ribosome. Bases 97 to 294 code for a protein of 65 amino acids. The transcript has 4 exons. Gene Ontology annotation, biological process: translation.
UUCUAUUUACACCGGAUAUAGAGCUUGUCAAUGUGACCUGCCUUUACCCGCACGCAGUUAUGUUUCAAUAGACGAGAUUAGAUAAAUACCUAGAAAAUGUUUCUCACCACAGUAAACUUGGCGAAGGCAAAAUCCAAGACCAUCCUGGUGCAGAUGGUGAGUGCUGCAGGGACCGGAUACUUCUUCAACACAAAGAGAAACCGACUCAGAGACAAACUGGUGCUGCGCAAACACGAUCCAUUUGUGAACAAGCACGUCCUGUUUUUUGAGAAGAGGAAGAUCAGAUCGAUUUAACCGCAGCACACCGACACACACAGAUGGACAAAAUGAACUUGCAGAGGUUUAAAGGCAUCGUUUUUAUUGCCGGGGAUGGUACAGCGGGUUAAUCUGGUUGACGUGUUUAUGAGAGGAUUUCUUCCUGGAUGGAUAAAAGUGGAACUCCAGGCUUGAACAAAAGAGACUUGAAACCAGAAAAGUGAUGUUAUGUAAGGGGACCACCGCUGCCAUGAUCUGAAGCUGUUCAUAGGUUCAAAAUAAUUAUUUAAUCGGGUGAAUGUACUUUGUGAAAC